Molecule: messenger RNA, 2335 nt
Organism: Cladocopium goreaui
Lineage: Eukaryota; Dinophyceae; Suessiales; Symbiodiniaceae
Source: the annotation of a GenBank genome assembly
GGUAGUCUUCUGGUCGGUUAGCACCGUCUUCCAGCGCGGCAAAGGGCUCCCAUUCGGGUGGCUAGGAUUGCUCGGCUUUGCAGAGGGACUGUCGUACUUGGCAGCUCUACUUCUUGGAGUGGCUGCUGUGGCCACAAGCUUGCGAGCGCCCUCUGUGACGCCCCAGGCGCCAACAUUCAAGUCACCGACGCCAACAUUCAAGUCGUCGGCGCCAAGUUUCCGCUCAUCAACGUAUUCCUAUACGGCUCCAAGCACAAGCACGAGUUCUAUGCCACCAAACUUGUCAGUGCCCGACUUCAAAAUGCCAACAAUCAAAGUGCCAGAAUUGCCUGAGUUCAAAACCCCAGAGCUGCCAUCAAUCAAGGUGCCAGAACUUCCCGCAAUCAAGGCACCAGAGAUCAAGGUCCCUGACCUUGGCGCAGCUCCAUCUGCAAAACCAAGGACAGGCCAACCGCAGUAUUCCUCAAAUCUUGAUGAUUUGUUUGGCUCCGACAUAGAACCGAAGCAAAAACGAGAAGACGGCCUGAAGGCAAAAGAAGCAAAUAAACGGGAAGAGGCCAAGCAAGCAGAAGAAGAGAGAAAGACAGAAGAGGCCAGAAAGCGUGAAGAGGCAAGAAAGGCGGAAGAAGAGAGGAAGGCAGAAGAGGUCAGGAAACGUCAAGAAGUUAAGAAGGCCGAAGAAGAGAGAAGAGCAGAAGAGGCAAGGAAACGUGAAGAAGCCAAGAAGGCAGAGGAAGAGAGAAAGGCAGAAGAGGCCAGGGAGAAGAAGGCAGAAGAGGCCAGGAAACGCGAAGAAGCCAAAAAGGCUGAAGAAGAGAGGAAGGCAGACGAGGCCAGGAAACGUGAAGAGGCCAAGAAAGCUCAAGAAGAGAGGAGGGCCGAAGAGGCCAGGAAACGUGAAGAGGCCAAGAGAGCUGAGGAGGAGAGGAGGGCUGAAGAGGCCAGGAAACGUGAAGAAGCUAAGAAGGCCGUUGGGCAGGACAAGCAAGAGGAUCCUAAGAAGCUUGAAGAGGAGCGGAAGGCGGAAGAGGCCAGGAAACGAGAAGAAGCCAAAGAAGAGAGGAGGGCAGAAGAGGCCAGGAAACGUGAAGAAGCAAAGAAGGCAGAAGAGGACAGGAAGGCGGAAGAGGCCAGGAAACGCGAAGAGGCCAAGAGAGCUGAAGAAGAGAGGAGGGCUGAAGAGGACAGGAAACGUGAAGAAGCCAAGAAGGCAGAAGAAGAGAGGAAAGCCGAAGAGGCUAGGAAACGUGAAGAGGCCAAGAGAGCUGAAGAAGAGAGGAGGGCUGAAGAGGCCAGGAAACGUGAAGAGGCCAAGAGAGCUGAGGAAGAGAGAAAGGCAGAAGAGGCGAGGAAACGUGAAGAAGCUAAGCAGGCUGAAGAGGAGAGGAGGGCAGAAGAAGCCAGGGAGAAGAAGGCGGAUGAGGCCAGGAAACGCGAAGAGGUUAAGAGAGCUGAAGAAGAGAGGAGGGCUGAAGAGGACAGGAAACGUCAAGAGGCCAAGAGAGCUGAGGACGAGAGGAAGGCAGCAGAGGCCAGGAAACGCGAAGAGGCCAAGAGAGCUGAAGAAGAGAGGAGAGCUGAAGAGGCCAAGAAACGUGAAGAUGCUAAGAAGGCCGAAGAAGAGAGGAGGAGCGAAGAGGCUAGGAAACGUGAAGAAGCCAAGAAGGCAACUGAAGCCAGGAAGACAGAACAACCCAAAGGGGAAAGCUCUGGAGUUGGGAGUUUUCUGGCUGAUCUUGGACGCAUUGGAAGAGAGACAUUGGUGGAACAGCCAAAGGCAGCAGAGAAAAAGGAAGCUACCCCAGUUGUUCCGUCCAUCAAGUAUGACCUGUUUGACCUUUGAACGUCAAACCACAUGCUGAUCCCUACUGAAAGAAGCUGGGAUGCCAUGGAUGACUGUGGCAAGCUCAAAAGUGUGGCAAUUGUUUAAUCUUGGUGUACAGCCUAUGGCGGCAUGCUUUUGAACCAACGGUCGCCAGCUUGUAGCACGGACUUAUUCUUCGUGCUUGUCCUUUAUCUUGGCAUAUUCACUAGGUGGGCAAAGAAUUGGUUCUUUGUUGCGCCCGUCUUUUGAAACGAAGCUGUGGAGCUCGCAGGGCAAUUUGUUGGAGUAUUCAGUGCUGCAGAGCGCGCACUUUCUUCAUAAUUAUUCAAUAGCGGAGUCUUGAGUUGGUCCUGGCUUUGGGGAAAAAAACCUGUGUGCAGUGCGAUUUUCUCAAGUAUAGCCAGGUUGUAGCUCUGCGAUGCAAAAGAGCAGACAACUUGCAGAGUGGAUGACGAGCAUUUCAAAGCCUAAUUCAAGCAAGUGCUUUGAUUCUCUAGCGCAGGAGAAAGA